Messenger RNA from Ricinus communis (castor bean), 4219 nucleotides. Its product is annotated as calcium-transporting ATPase 10, plasma membrane-type. The transcript has 37 exons. NCBI's taxonomy places the organism in Eukaryota, Viridiplantae, Streptophyta, Magnoliopsida, Malpighiales, Euphorbiaceae. Gene Ontology annotation, cellular component: membrane; intracellular membrane-bounded organelle. The record is from RefSeq and is a predicted model, not a curated record. Gene Ontology annotation, molecular function: P-type calcium transporter activity; calmodulin binding; ATP binding. Bases 674 to 3901 code for a protein of 1075 amino acids. Gene Ontology annotation, biological process: calcium ion transmembrane transport.
UGUGAAAGGGCUCGAGAGAGAAUUCUCAUUAAUUUCUCUUGCUUGGACAUCUUUUUUCUUUGUUUUUUCUUUUUUCUUUUCCGGCCCAGACAAACAUUUUCGAAUCAUUUUCUUGUUAUGGUGCUUGGUUGAAAAUCGUUCUUUAAUCCCAUACCAUGUGAUCGCAGUUUCCUUAUCUCUCAAUCAAUUAGUUAAACAUAUAAACAAUUCUAUCUGAAGUAAUCCUACCUUUACCCAUUUCAGAAUUGUUGACUUGCUGCUUGCUGGCUGGCUUGUUUUGGUAAUCAGGAGGAAACAAGUGACUGUUCCUUUUAUCCUUUCCCAGAAGUUUCUAUGGGCACAUAUUAAUCUUGGACAACUUCUCUGACUUGGAGAGACACAGACAGGCUCAAUAAGAAGAAGAGUUUUUAUUUAUUUAUUUAAAUUGUGGAGUUUGAUAUAGCAGCAGAAAACGCGUUUUGGUAAAAGCGACAUUUUGUUCUAGAAAAAAGACAGAAAAAAAAAAAUCUGGUAUUGGGAAGUGAGACUUACAGUUGAAGCAAGAUUUGGAAAAGAAAUGAUUUUUUAGAAGUGGUAAAAAAAAAUUAGUGGAAGAAUUUGAAUGGUGAAGAAAAGAUCCAGAAGGGGCUAACUGAACUAACGGUGCCAUCUCUCCUGCGACAGUUGAAACAAAAUGGAAACUAUAUUCAAGGGAUCGCCGUACACGCGGCGACAUGAUCUAGAGGCUGGAGGAAGCCGCUCUAUUGACGACGAUGACUCCUCUAGUCCCUUUGAUAUUCCUAACACUAAAAAUGCCUCUAUUGAGCGUCUCCGUCGCUGGAGGCAAGCUGCACUUGUACUGAAUGCUUCUCGGCGGUUCCGAUACACCUUGGACUUGAAAAAGGAAGAAGAGAAACAGCAAAUACUAAGAAAGAUAAGAGCACAUGCUCAAGUCAUACGAGCUGCGUAUCGAUUUAAAGCAGCUGGGGAGCAAGCAAAUGGAACCAUAGAAUCACAGUCAAUUCCCAAAGGUGAUUUUGGAAUUGGACAAGAAAAACUAUCUACAAUAACAAGAGAUCAUAAACUUGAUGAGUUGGAGGAAAUUGGGGGGGUAAAAGGGCUUUCUAAUCUGUUAAAAACCAAUAUAGAGAAGGGAGUCCAUGGUGAUGAUGCUGAUUUACUUAAGCGCAAAAAUGCAUUUGGAUCAAACACGUAUCCUCAGAAAAAAGGAAGGAGUUUCUGGAUGUUCCUUUGGGAAGCUUGGCAAGAUCUUACCUUGAUCAUAUUGAUGGUUGCUGCUGUGGCUUCUUUGGUGCUGGGUAUAAAAACAGAGGGUAUCAAGGAGGGAUGGUAUGAUGGGGCCAGCAUUGCUUUUGCUGUUAUUCUUGUCAUUGUUGUGACAGCUGUCAGUGAUUAUAAACAAUCUCUUCAGUUUCAAAAUUUAAAUGAGGAGAAGAGAAAUAUACAUAUGGAGGUUAUUAGAGGUGGGAAAAGAGUUGAUGUUUCCAUAUAUGAUCUUGUUGUUGGGGAUGUUGUGCCCCUCAACAUUGGUGACCAGGUACCUGCUGAUGGAAUUCUAAUUACUGGUCACUCUCUUGCAAUUGAUGAAUCAAGCAUGACUGGGGAAAGCAAGAUUGUACACAAGAAUUCUAGAGAACCAUUUCUAAUGUCUGGAUGUAAAGUGGCAGAUGGUAGUGGCACCAUGCUGGUGACAAGUGUGGGGAUUAACACUGAAUGGGGGUUACUUAUGGCUAGCAUUUCAGAAGAUACUGGUGAAGAAACACCGUUGCAGGUGCGCUUGAAUGGGGUUGCGACCUUCAUUGGGAUUGUUGGAUUGACAGUAGCUUUUCUUGUCUUGAUUGUCCUUAUAGUUAGAUUCUUUACAGGCCAUACAAAGAAUGCAGAUGGAAGUCGUCAGUUUACAGCUGGUAAAACCAGUGUUGGUGAUGCAGUGGAUGGAGCCAUUAAAAUUCUUACUGUUGCGGUAACCAUUGUUGUAGUUGCAGUGCCUGAAGGGCUUCCCUUGGCUGUUACUUUAACGCUUGCCUACUCUAUGAGAAAAAUGAUGGCAGAUAAAGCCUUGGUGCGUAGGCUUGCAGCCUGUGAAACCAUGGGCUCUGCAACAACCAUUUGCAGUGACAAAACUGGAACUUUGACCUUGAAUCAGAUGACUGUUGUUGAUGCUUAUGUUGGUGGUAAAAAAAUUGAUCCCCCGGAUAACAAGUCACAACUGUCUCCUAACCUGUUCUCCUUACUGAUUGAAGGCGUGUCGCAGAACACAAAUGGAAGUGUUUUUAUUCCUGAGGAUGGAGGAGAGACUGAGGUUUCUGGAUCGCCAACAGAAAAAGCUAUUCUUGUUUGGGGAGUCAAGCUGGGGAUGAAUUUUCAAGCCUCCCGAUCAGAAUCAACUAUUAUUCAUGUUUUCCCAUUCAACUCUCAGAAAAAAAGAGGCGGUGUGGCACUGCAAUUGCCUGAUUCUGAAGUGCAUAUACAUUGGAAGGGGGCUGCCGAAAUAGUUUUAGCCUCCUGCACAACAUACAUGGAUGGAAAUGAUCAACUAGUACCGUUGGAUGAUGAAAAGGCUUUAUUUUUCAAGAAAUCUAUUGAAGAUAUGGCAGCUCACAGUUUGCGUUGUAUUGCUAUUGCUUAUCGACCUUAUGAGAUGGAUAAAAUUCCAGUUAAUGAACAAGACCUGACUCAAUGGCAGUUGCCUGAGGAUAAUCUUGUGUUGCUAGCUAUAGUUGGCUUAAAGGACCCUUGUCGCCCUGGAGUCAAAGAAGCUGUGCAACUAUGUCAAGAUGCUGGUGUGAAGGUGCGCAUGGUCACUGGUGAUAAUAUUCAAACUGCUAGAGCAAUUGCUUUGGAAUGUGGGAUUCUAGGUUCAGAUGAAGAUGCAGUGGAGCCUAUUCUUAUUGAAGGAAAAGUUUUUCGGGCCUACUCAGAUGAAGAAAGGGAAAAAGUUGCCGAGAGGAUAUCUGUAAUGGGACGAUCUUCUCCGAAUGACAAGCUUCUGCUUGUGCAAGCAUUGAGAAAGAGGAAACAUGUUGUUGCCGUAACUGGGGAUGGUACAAAUGAUGCACCUGCUUUGCAUGAGGCGGAUAUUGGCCUUUCAAUGGGGAUUCAAGGAACAGAAGUUGCCAAGGAGAAUUCAGAUAUUAUUAUCCUGGAUGAUAACUUUGCAUCAGUUGUGAAGGUUGUACGAUGGGGUAGAUCCGUAUAUGCAAAUAUUCAGAAAUUUAUCCAGUUUCAGCUUACUGUUAAUGUUGCUGCUCUCAUUAUAAAUGUUGUAGCUGCAGUUUCAUCUGGUGAUGUCCCAUUAAAUGCUGUUCAGCUUCUCUGGGUUAACCUUAUCAUGGAUACUCUUGGAGCGCUGGCAUUGGCAACUGAACCACCUACGGAUCAUUUAAUGCAUAGGCCUCCUGUUGGUCGCAGGGAACCUCUAAUAACCAACAUCAUGUGGAGGAACCUGCUGAUACAGGCAGCAUACCAGGUGAUCGUGUUGCUUGUCCUUAAUUUCCAUGGAAAGAGUUUAUUGGGUUUGAAGAAUGAUGACCCUGAGCAUGCAAACAAAGUGAAGGAUACCUUGAUAUUCAAUGCAUUUGUGCUCUGUCAAAUAUUCAAUGAAUUUAAUGCCCGGAAGCCAGAUGAGCUAAAUGUUUUUGAUGGAAUCACAAAGAAUCAUCUUUUCAUGGGGAUCGUUGCAGUAACACUUGUUCUUCAGGUCAUUAUAAUCGAGUUUAUCGGGAAAUUCACUUCAACCGUAAGACUUAAUUGGAAGCAGUGGGUGAUUUCUCUUGUUAUUGCCUUUAUCAGUUGGCCUUUGGCUCUUGUUGGCAAACUGAUACCUGUUCCAGAAACUCCCUUGCACAAGUUCUUUUCCAGGUGUUUUCGACGAGGGAACUCCCAGAGUGAUUCAGUUUAAGGCACAAAGGACUUCUGCUAUCAAUCUAUCCAAAUACAAAGUGUUCCAAAAGGCGGGUUUUUUCCUUUUUCGGUUGGUUUUGUAGUUUGGUGCAGAUUUACACGUUUACAGUUUUUAUUGAAAGAAAGAAAAUGGUAGAUAGUAAUGUCUUCUUUAUAAAUUUUGUGAAUUCUUUUUCUUCUCACAAUGUCUUGCCUAGAUCUUCUAACCCAGAUGACGGGACUCGAAAUAGUAGAGAACACUUUUCCUUUUUCAGACGGAUUGCGAUUGUACAUAUAAAUUUUAAUUCAAAAAAAGCUCGUCUUUCGUGUUUUUCCA